CUCACUCCAGCAGCAGUGUGUCCUCCCUAAACAAACCCGAGCAAUGCGCUUAUUUCCCGCACCCAUCGCAAGGGAGACACGCUCCGCGCUGAAAUGAGCCACAGGAUUAAACAGGGCAACUUUUAAAAAUCAUGGCCGAGACGGUGGAAAAGUAAAGCGAGACGCUUUGAGUACGGACUGCGCUCUGCUUUUGCGUACUAGAUGCUCACGAGUAUGCACGAGCCCAGCUGAUCGAGACUCGAACCCGCGGCGUUUGACGUGAAGAACCGCUAUCACCCGACUCUACAUCACCGUUCACUCCAGAAACGGCCGAGAUUAGUUCAUAAGUGCAGUGCAAUAAUUAAUGAUGGCGGGGACGGGAAUAUUGCUGGUGACGGCCAACGUUGGAUCGCUGUUUGAAGAUCUGGAAAAUCUACAGAAGACGUGGCUGCGGGAGUUUUACCAGACCGUUCAAGCACACAGGCCUCAUUUUGUGGCGGUUCACUGUCAGGAAGUUGGCGGGAAAAAUUAUGAAGCGUCCAUGACACACGUGGACAGCUUCAUCAAAGAGCUGCUGUCCAGUGAUGCCAUGAAGGAGUUCAACAGAGCCCGCAUCUACCUCGACAAGAACUACAAAUCACAGGAACAGUUCACAGCGCUGGGAUGUUGCUACUUCCUCCACGAAUCGCUGAAAAACAUCCAGCAGUUUGAUUUCAAAGUCAAGAAGUUCAAGAAGGUGGUUGGUAAGGAGGUUUACUCUGACACACUGGCGAGCACCGGCAUGCUGGAGAAAGAGAAGUUUCCUCAAGACUAUUUUCCUGAGUGUAAGUGGUCCAGGAAAGGCUUUAUCAGAACUCGAUGGACUCUCGCUGACUGUGCCUUCGACCUGGUCAACAUCCACCUGUUCCACGAUGCAUCAAAUUUGGUGGCGUGGGAAAAAAGUCCUUCAGUCUAUUCAGGCACGCGACAGAAAGCACUCAGCUACGUGCUGGACAGGAUCACAGAUCAGCGUUAUGAGCGGAUGCCGUAUUUCCUCUUCGGUGACUUUAACUUCAGGUUGGACUCCAAGCAGGUUAUUGAGAGUCUCUGCUCGACUGCCACCAUGCAGACAGUGAGAGCGGCCGACACCAAUGAAGUGGACAAAGUCAUCUUCAGAGAAUCAGACAAUGACCGCAAGGUCGUCUUACAGCUGGAAAAAAAGUUAUUUAACUACAUUAACCAGGAUGUUUUCCGGGAAAACAAUGGAACACUGCUUUUAGAGUAUGAUAAGGAGCUCUCCGUCUUUAAGGAGCGUCUUCAUGAGCUGGAGAUCUCGUUUCCUCCCAGUUAUCCGUACAGUGAAGACAGCAGUCAGGGGGAGCAGUACAUGAACACUCGAUGUCCCGCCUGGUGUGACCGAAUCCUGAUGUCGGCCUCAGCCAAAGAUCUGCUCAUAAAGUCAGAGAAUGAGGAGAAGUCAAUAGCAUAUGACAACAUAGGACCCCACGUCUGUAUGGGGGACCACAAGCCGGUCUACCUGUUCUUUCGGUUAAUCACAGGGGCUGGUAAACCUCAUGCACAUAAGCACAACUGUUGUGUCGUGCAGUGAUCUGGGAGAUGUUGCCAAAGGCUGGAGAAGAUUUCAUGAAAAGCGCCCCUGUGAGAAACGGUUGAAUGGACAAACGAACACACACACAACAUACACAGAUACACAAACACACAGAAGAGCCUGUAGAGACUUCAGCAGGACUGACCGGUCGCAUUUGUCGCAGUGCAUGCUGUCACAUCCAUAGAAACGACAGAUUGACUCAUCAUGAACGCUUUAAGGGUUGAAUUCAUGGACAUUCACAGAACACACUCACACGUGUUCUGCAUCGCUGCAUUCCCUCGAAACGCCGUGAGACAUUCUCACACGUCUUUGCCUUGUUUCCAAAACUCUAACAGACAUGAAAAACACUCUACAGAUUUUAAAAAGCAUACUUUUAAGUUUUAGAUACACCUCUCUACAUAUGACAACUUCUUCCAUAUAUGUAAGAUGUUUUAAAAAGUGCAAUGCAAACAAUGUUGCUGUAUAUCUCUAUUAUUAGGAUUAUUUGUACAUUGGACUAUGACAUAGAGGUGUGUUGAGUUUAGUGCUGUUUUCUAGACUUCCUCUGUUAGAAUAGAUUCUAGUUUUCUUCGAAACAUUUGUAUGAUUUUCUUUUUCUUUUGGUUUGUUUUUAUUUGAUUUGUUGCCGACUUGUGUCGUUACACCCUGCCAUGCCUCGUGCAGCCUCUCAUUUUAUAUACUGUACUUUUUAAAGAGAUAAUUCAUACCAAAAUGAUGCUGACAUGUGGAUACAAAAGGCUUCUUGAGUGUAAGUCAGCUGAAAUGUUUGAAUAGUUAUGAACAACCAGAUAAAACCACAUUAUCAUUUUUUAACAGAUGCCAUUUCAGCCAGUAUGAUUUAUAUAUAUAAUAUAUAUCGUUUUUUCCCCCUUUAAGCAGUGCCAUAAGCCGUGCAAUUAUAUAAGAUAGUUUCCUAUAGAAGUCUUGCCACUUUUCUUACUCUAACUUAUUUCUGUGUAAUAAUGUUAUGCUUCUGAAUGUGGUAAUUUAGAUAGGCUUGGGUAUCUGAAAAUAGCCGUAUUCUUUUUCUUUCUUUGUGUUUUAUUUGAUUGUUUUUGUGCCAUGGUGCCAACUGUUGAACACACAGUCAAAUGUAGAGUUUGAGUUUAUCCUAACUAUGUGCAGGCAAACUUUAACGGGAAAAAUACUCUAAAAUUAAGGGCCAGGAAGAAUAUCUUCAAUUUACAGUGUCCAUUUUACACAGGUUACCCAUUAAUAUGAUGGAUUACUAUAGUAGUAACUGUAAGCACAUGAUGAGUACAUGUUUUUAGCAUCACUUAUGUAAUUGCACUGUAACAUGAACACUGUAAAGUAAGAUGUUACCAUUUCUGAUGAAUUCCUUGAGCUUCAGUGCUGUUUAAAUGUUUCCUACUAUUGAUUUCAUUCAUUACACUAUAGAGAAUCCAUUCAAUUGAUCCUUGAUUUUUUCUAAAUCACCAUCAGCGGGAACGAUUUUGUGUCACCUUGACAGUGAUUUGGUUAGAUAAAAGGUCAGGUGAUAAAAUUCACUCUUCCUUAAGCAGAUAGAGAUGAGACCUCAUGGAUGGCAAGACCUGUAACCCCAUGAGACACAGUCAAACAAGCUUUGGCGUUUAGAUAUUUUACAUCAUUAUAGGUGAUGAUGCCUAGGUUAAGAUGUUUUUUUUUUUAUUAUUAUUACAGUCAUUAUUAUUUAUAAUGAUAUUGUUCUUAAAAUGUAUUUAUAUUGUUACCUUAUUGAUGAAAUGUUAUUAUAAAAUAAUUAUAAUUUGUUAUGGCCAGCUCCAGGAAGUCCUGCUUAAAAUGUCUCAGGAGAAAAUCUCAUGACAGUUCCAAUAAAUGUAUCAGAAAACAUUUAUUAAACAUGAAUCUGUAUAACCCCGACAGACCGCAUGUUUAUGGCCUGUCGGAAUAUAAAACUGCGGUUUUAUUUGUGAGUUUGCAUGUGAGGAAAAAUACAUGCAGGGCAAAAUAAAUAACAAUAAAAAUUCAGUUUUUAGAGUUUGACAUCGUAAAGCCGCCAAACAACUCCGUGUUUAAAUAGCUUGUUUAGAUGGAGAAAUAUAAGUUGAAAUCAAAUCAAUAAAGGCCUAAAAUAAUAGA
Molecule: messenger RNA, 3649 nt
Organism: Myxocyprinus asiaticus (Chinese sucker)
Lineage: Eukaryota; Metazoa; Chordata; Actinopteri; Cypriniformes; Catostomidae
Product: inositol polyphosphate-5-phosphatase A-like
Exons: 16
Coding region: 344-1567 (407 amino acids)
Biological process (GO): phosphatidylinositol dephosphorylation
Molecular function (GO): inositol-polyphosphate 5-phosphatase activity
Source: RefSeq, a predicted model, not a curated record